Molecule: messenger RNA, 375 nt
Organism: Ostertagia ostertagi
Lineage: Eukaryota; Metazoa; Nematoda; Chromadorea; Rhabditida; Trichostrongylidae
Source: the annotation of a GenBank genome assembly
AUGAGCGUCAAACUUCGCCGUGCGACGUUGGACAGCAUCAAUGUCUGGAUGAUGGCACCAAUUGGCUCAGUAUCCGAUGAGUCACCACGGCUACGCGCACCGACGGUGAAGAGCAUCUCCGCCAGUAUAGCGGACAAGAAAGACGAAACGGCAGCAGAACAAGAGACUUCGUGGCGAUCCAUCUAUCUAUUAACUGCCAUCUGUAUGUUCUGCGGUGUUCAGUUCUCAAUAUUUUUCCCUACAUUAUGGCCAUUCCUUAAUCAGGUGGAUCCAACAGCUUCGGAGACUUUCUUUGGCAUCAUCACAGCUGCGUUCUCUGUAGGGCAAGGUCUCGCAUCGCCGGCUUUUGGAUUCUGGAUGAAUCGUUCAAAAUCU